AUGAAUGCUGAAGACAAGGAGGAAUGGAAUGACUACUCAAAUUCGUUGAUGUUGUACGAACAAAUUGAAAAAUUACAUAAUGAAUAUAAUAGAGAAAUAAAAAUAUUAAAAGAUUGCAAUAAUAAAGAAUUAAGUAAUUGUGAUGUAUUAUUUUAUGGUGAAAAUAAAAAUGCACAAGUGAUAAAAAGCCGAGAUAUUAUAAAACCUAGCAUGUAUAAUUAUGACGUAAUAAAUUAUUACAAAGACGAAGUGACAUUAAAAAAAAAAAUAAUGGAAUUAUCUGAAGAUAUUAUGACUGCAAUAUAUCAUAUUUAUGAUAGUUUACGUCUUUGCAAAGAAAAUGUUUUUUUAUCUUUUAAUGGAGGAAAAGAUGCUGUUGUUGUUUUACAUUUGUUUAGAUGUGCUUAUGCAAGAUAUCUGUACGAUGUAAAAGGGGAAAGGAAAAAACCUAAACUAAUUUAUUUCAAGGACGAUAUAAGCGAAUUUCCUGAAGUAUAUCAUUUCCUGAAUGAAUGUGUAUACAUGUAUGAUUUUAAUAUAAGUGUAAUUAAAGGUACUUGGAGAAGUAGUAUAACUAAUUUUGUUGAAAAUUAUCAAAAACAGUAUCAAAUUGUAAUGACAGAUCAAAUGAAAGUUAGUCCAAACGAUUCUUGUCCAUUUUUCCCUAUAAUUACAUUUAUUAAUGGUACAAGAUACAAUGAUACAUAUAGUGAAAAAUUACAAAUUUUAAAUAUCAGUUCACGAGAAUUUCCACCAUAUUUAUAUUUAAAUCCUAUUUUUUAUUGGACAUAUGGAGCUAUUUGGACAUUUAUAUUAUAUUUUAAAUUUGAUUAUUGUAUAUUAUAUGAUCAUGGUUAUUCGUCAAUUGGUUCAUUGAAUGACACAAUAAAAAAUGAGUUUUUAAAAUGUAAUGAUUGUUAUUUGCCUGCAUAUUUCUUGAAAAAUUGGGGCUAUGAAAGGCAUAAUCGAGUAUUGAAUGAAGAAAAGAAAGUGAGAGAUUCUUAA
This is a messenger RNA of Plasmodium malariae, 1005 nucleotides long. Its product is annotated as FAD synthetase, putative. Gene Ontology annotation, molecular function: FMN adenylyltransferase activity. Bases 1 to 1005 code for a protein of 334 amino acids. Lineage: Eukaryota; Apicomplexa; Aconoidasida; Haemosporida; Plasmodiidae. The record is from RefSeq and is a predicted model, not a curated record. The transcript has a single exon. Gene Ontology annotation, biological process: FAD biosynthetic process.